GCCGUAAGUGGCGGGCGGAAGCAGCCCGCGAGGCCAGCCGUAAAAGGCCCCUCACGCCACUUCCGGCCGGCUUCCGCAGACGGCCCUGGUGGGCGAUCGUGAGGCGCCGGAGGACGUUCCCCGCUGCCGGAGCCAUGGAGAUGCCGCUGCCGCCCGACGACCAGGAGCUUCGAAAUGUCAUCGACAAGCUGGCCCAGUUCGUGGCUCGGAACGGGCCCGAGUUUGAAAAGAUGACGAUGGAGAAGCAGAAGGACAACCCGAAAUUCUCGUUUCUAUUUGGUGGCGAGUUCUACAGUUACUACAAGUGCAAAUUGGCGCUAGAGCAGCAGCAGCUCAUCUGCAAGCAGCAGGCCCCAGAGCUGGAGCCGACCACGGCCCUGCCACCCCUGCCACAGCCCCCGCUGGCCCCUGCUGCGCCCAUCCCGCCAGCCCAGGGAACCCCGUCCAUGGACGAGCUCAUCCAGCAGAGCCAGUGGAACCUGCAGCAGCAGGAGCAGCACCUGCUGGCCCUCAGACAGGAGCAGGUGACGGCAGCCGUGGCCCACGCGGUAGAGCAGCAGAUGCAGAAGCUCCUGGAGGAGACCCAGCUGGAUAUGAAUGAGUUUGACAACCUGCUGCAGCCCAUCAUUGACACCUGCACCAAAGAUGCCAUCUCGGCCGGGAAGAAUUGGAUGUUCAGCAAUGCCAAGUCCCCCCCGCACUGUGAGCUGAUGGCCGGCCACCUCCGGAACCGCAUCACGGCUGAUGGGGCGCACUUCGAGCUGCGGCUGCACCUCAUCUACUUGAUCAACGACGUGCUACACCACUGGGCCCUGACGCGCGGAAGGUCUCUCCCUCACAGCCAGCGCAAGCAGGCCAGGGAGCUGCUGGCCGCCCUGCAGAAGGUUGUGGUGCCCAUCUACUGUACCAGCUUCUUGGCUGUGGAGGAGGACAAGCAGCAGAAGAUCGCCCGGCUCCUGCAGCUCUGGGAGAAGAACGGCUACUUUGACGACUCCAUCAUCCAGCAGUUACAGAGCCCGGCCCUGGGGCUCGGCCAGUACCAGGCAACCCUCAUCAGUGAGUACUCCUCGGUGGUCCAGCCGGUGCAGCUGGCUUUCCAGCAGCAGAUCCAGACCCUCAAGACCCAGCACGAGGAGUUUGUCAACAGCCUGGCCCAGCAGCAGCAGCAGCAGCAGCAGCAGCAGCAGCAACAGCAGCAGCAGCAGCAGCAGCAGCAGCAGCAGCAGCAGCAGCAGCAGCAGCAGCAGAUCCAGAUGCCACAAAUGGAAGCCGAAGUCAAGGCCACACCGCCGCCGCCUGCCCCGCCCCCGGCCCCCACGCCUGCCCCGGCCAUCCCGCCAACCUCCCAGCCUGAUGACAGCAAGCCUCCCAUCCAGAUACCUGGCUCUUCUGAGUACGACGCCUCAGGAGGGGUCCAGGACCCUGCCGCCACGGGGCCCCGGGGCCCUGGGCCCCACGACCAGAUCCCACCUAACAAGCCCCCGUGGUUUGACCAGCCUCACCCUGUUGCUCCUUGGGGCCAACAGCAGCCUCCCGAGCAGCCCCCGUACCCGCACCACCAGGGCGGGCCGCCCCACUGCCCACCCUGGAACAACAGCCAUGAGGGUAUGUGGGGCGAGCAGCGCGGGGACCCCGGCUGGAACGGCCAGCGUGACGCGCCCUGGAACAGCCAGCCCGACCCCAACUGGAACAGCCAGUUUGAGGGCCCCUGGAACAGCCAGCACGAGCAGCCACCCUGGGGCGCAGGCCAGCGUGAGCCGCCCUUCCGCAUGCAGCGGCCACCGCCCUUCCGUGGGCCCUUCCCGCCCCACCAGCAGCACCCGCAGUUCAACCAGCCGCCGCACCCGCACAACUUCAACCGCUUCCCGCCCCGCUUCAUGCAGGACGACUUCCCCCCGCGGCACCCCUUCGAGCGGCCGCCCUACCCGCACCGCUUCGACUACCCCCAGGGGGACUUCCCUGCUGGUCUGUCAGGUGCUGCGGUGGGUGCAGGACAGGCCACUCCGAGCCCCGGCCCCCCGCCCCCUCCUCGCUGCAUCUCCCCGAGCAAGAUGGGCCCUCCUCACCACCACCCCGGCCACCGCAUGCCUCAUCCCGGGAUCAACGAGCACCCGCCUUGGGGAGGGCCCCAGCACCCCGACUUCGGCCCUCCUCCCCAUGGCUUCAAUGGGCAGCCCCCUCACAUGCGACGACAGGGCCCUCCCCACAUCAACCAUGAUGACCCCAGCCUGGUCCCCAACGUGCCCUACUUUGAUCUCCCUGCUGGGCUGAUGGCCCCCCUCGUGAAGCUGGAAGACCAUGAGUACAAGCCUUUGGAUCCGAAAGACAUCCGCCUCCCACCCCCCAUGCCACCCAGCGAGCGGCUGCUGGCCGCUGUGGAGGCCUUUUACAGCCCUCCGUCCCACGACAGGCCCAGGAACAGCGAAGGCUGGGAGCAGAAUGGCCUCUAUGAGUUCUUCCGAGCAAAAAUGCGGGCCCGGCGGAGGAAAGGCCAGGAGAAGAGGAACAGCGGACCCUCAAGGUCACGGAGCAGAUCCAAGAGCCGAGGGCGCUCCUCCUCCCGCUCCAACUCAAGGUCCUCCAAGUCCUCCGGCUCGUACUCAAGGUCAAGGUCUCGUUCCUGCUCCCGUUCCUACUCUCGCUCCCGAUCCAGGAGCCGCAGCCGAUCUCGCUCCUCACGAAGCCGCUCCCGUUCCCGCUCCCGCUCCCGCUCCAAGUCCUAUUCCCCCGGAAGGAGACGUCGGUCCCGGUCCAGGAGCCCCACCCCGCCUUCCUCGGCUGGUCUGGGUUCUAAUUCAGCACCUCCUAUACCUGACUCAAGGCUUGGGGAAGAGAACAAAGGACAUCAGAUGCUGGUGAAAAUGGGCUGGAGUGGAUCUGGUGGCCUCGGCGUGAAAGAGCAAGGGAUCCAGGACCCCAUCAAGGGGGGUGAUGUCCGGGAUAAGUGGGACCAGUACAAGGGCGUGGGCGUGGCCCUGGACGAUCCCUACGAGAACUACCGCAGGAACAAGAGCUACUCCUUCAUCGCCCGCAUGAAGGCCAGGGACGAGUGCAAGUAGGCGCGCCUCGGGCAGGAGCCGCGCCAGGGGCCAGUCACACGGGCUGGCGGGACCUUCCCGGCUUACUGGCAGUGGAAGAUGGUAGGGACAUCUCGGUUCUCACACGCUGCUCCACCUUGGGGAGCGAUAGGAGAGAAGGAAGACUGCAGCAGGCGUGACCAGUGCUUGACGGCGUGGAAGGCCCAGGCCCCACCCGCAAACCAGCUCUAAUGUAGAAGUAAGAUUCACGAGGAGGUGUCCGGCGAAAGCAGCCACGAGCUCAUUUCCCUUGACAGUGAAGAGAGAAACACAAGACUCCCAGAGAAGGAUGCCUGGCACCUGAAGGAACAGCUGCCUCGCAUCUCCCCUCAGAUCCGAGCCUCUUAAACCAGUGCGAGUGUGCGGAGGGGCCCUUGGCGAGCACGCCAGCCCGCCGGGGACUGGGUGCCGAGGGGCCGGCCCUCCCACUCUCUCCCAUGGGUUGUGUGUGAGAAGGCUCAGGCCAGGCGCUGGUAACUGCUCACUCUUUAAAAGUGGAAAAACAAAACCGUUUUGAUUUGCAAAGUUAAACAGGGUUUUCAUUUUUAUUCCAAAUGGUUUAGUUUUAGAAAAAAGAAUACUGAUCUAGGCUGAUCCCCAGUGAGGUAAUUUGAAGCCUGACUCCUCUGAGACAUACUGGCCACUAGUUCAGUUAUUUUAGCUGUUUGAGUUUUUUUGUUUUGUUUUGUUUGAAUGUUCGCCAUUUGCUGUUACCUGCAGAAACAAAAGGUUCUAAGGAAGCCAACCUGAGGCAUCUUCAGAUCAUGGAAUGACACCGCCCUCGGAGGAUUUGUGCCCUUAGCGUCUCUACUUGUGUUUUUCACUUAGAGGAACCCCCACACCAGCACUCACAUGCGACGGCCCAUUCGCAUCCAGGGUGUGGAGAGUGACCACUGGCCCCGCCUCCUGCUCUGUCACUUUGCCUGUCCCCACCCAGCCCUAAAGGGAGGGGAGGCGGAGGGAGCCGUCUCUGCCGGGAGCCCGGGGUAACCGCCGGGAUUGGCCACACUUGGCUGGCAGCUUGGUGCGGUGCCAUUUGUUUGUACAGAAACAUUUUUGAAAAAUUCUUUUCAAUAAGACACAAAGUCCUCUCCAACUUUUCAACCUGAUGUGAUAAAAUAUUUGAUUUUGUUCUAGGUUUCCUGUAGCUGUGAAUUGUUCAAAUGUGUCUGAUUCAGGAUCAAAUGUAAACAUACGUUGUUAACAAUUUCUUGUGGAUUUUACUGUUUUGCCUUCAAAUAAAGACUUUUUUUAAA
Molecule: messenger RNA, 4333 nt
Organism: Camelus dromedarius (Arabian camel)
Lineage: Eukaryota; Metazoa; Chordata; Mammalia; Artiodactyla; Camelidae
Gene: CHERP
Product: calcium homeostasis endoplasmic reticulum protein
Exons: 18
Coding region: 135-3059 (974 amino acids)
Biological process (GO): intracellular calcium ion homeostasis; RNA processing
Cellular component (GO): perinuclear region of cytoplasm
Molecular function (GO): RNA binding
Source: RefSeq, a predicted model, not a curated record